UACUUAAUGUCUGUGACUUUGAAUAACACGACAUUGUACACUGACCUCGUAAUAUUUAUACUUUAAAAUAUUUCUAAGUAGGGCUAAGUUUGACAUGGCCUCAUUUGCGAGAAGAAUUAUACUCUGCAAGGGUGCUCUGCAAAAACCUCUAUUAAUCACUCACGUCUUGGACCAAGACUAUUCACACUAGGAAUAGAUCUAUAAUUUACUGCAGACAUGAUUUUUCGUUUCCGCCACGCCAUUUGGGGUAAAAAUCGAAGGACUGCUUGACUCAAGACAGCGUUUUGCAAGCCCUUAAGCGAGAUUGUCUAAUCUUUUACACUCGUGCCCCUUCGUGAGUUCAGUUGAAUUCUGCCAUCGUCAUUUGAUACAGCAUUGGUUACAGCUCAGCAAUCACCAUUGAGAUCGACUUGGAAAUGUAACUAGUUGACAAACAUUGGAUCCUGUUAUUGGCAAGAUGCCCCAGUCUAAGCGGAAGGCACCACUUGAUUCUCAUGGCUCCAAGCCUAAGAUGCGUCGAGUUACUCAACAUCAUGCCAGCAAGGAACAAGCAGACAGGGUGUACAGUCAGGAAGAUCAGGAAUAUGAGGAUGACGAUUUUGGGCAGACUUUGCCGCCCUUACAUAUAUACAUAAAAAGAGUUCUUGACAAAUACCCUGAAGGUGGUCAGAUAUUAAAGGAACUGGUGCAGAAUGCUGACGAUGCAGAGGCAAAGACGGUAGUUUUUCUUUACGAUAAAUCACAACAUCCUGAUCGCCAACUGUGGUCUGACACGUUGCGGGACUUCCAAGGACCAGCCCUCUAUGCCUACAACGACGCAACGUUUCGGAAGGAAGACUGGAAGAACAUCCAGCACCCCGAGCAGAGUGGCAAGCUGGAAGACCUAACGAAGGUGGGCAGGUUCGGUCUGGGCUUCAUCUCCGUUUAUCAUCUCACAGAUAUGCCUUCCGUUGUCAGUGGAAACCAAAUCGGCUUUUUAGACCCACUAGAAAAGCAUUUUACCCACGAUCCUCACACCAACACAAGAUACAAGGGAAGACGAGGUAAGAAGUGGAGAAUGUCAGCUGACCUAUUGGCUAAAUUUCCAGACCAGUUUUUGCCCUACUUGAUCGACUUGUUCCACUUUAGUAAAAGAGAUUUUCGCGAUGGGAAAUUAGACGGUACCAUUUUUCGGUUUCCAUUGCGUACAAGCCCAUCAUUAAUAAGCAAGUCAGUCUUUGGGGAUCAGGAUCGAGUGAAGGAACUGUUGGUGUCAUUUCAAGCAGAUGCAGAAGUCUCUCUGUUGUUUCUUAAGCACGUGGAGUCCAUUUCUGUCUAUGAAAGAGAUCACUACCAUGACCGCCCUAAACUUACCUACAGGGUGCAGAUCAGUCAAAAAGAUCGUCAACAAGUUCAGUCGAGCAGGGCAACAUUUCUUGGUCAGAUUUUGUCAAAACACAAUAUCCAAACAGAGAGUUUUGUGCGAAUAGAAAAGCAAGUUGGCAAACAGACUGUUGAGAAUACCAGUGCAUACAUCACCGUUAACAUCUUAAAGAACAGAAGUACAUCUAGACGUAUGCAGGAACUAAUCAGAGAUGAGGACUUAAAGUUGCUACCUUGGAUGGGAAUGUCCUUCCAGAUCAGUGCAGCAGGAUUAGCUGCAGAGCAGCAAACUGGCCGUGUAUUCUGCUUCCUGCCAUUACCAGAAAGCGAAACUACUGGUUUACCAGUACACAUACAUGGCUACUUUGGUCUGGGAGACAACCGCCGCAGUAUCAAGUGGCCAGAUCGGGAGUCUCAGCAUGACAACAAGGCUCUGUGGAACAAGCUUCUCUUGGAGGAAGUUUUUCCCGAGCUCUAUGCAAAGGUGGUCUUGGCUGCUGUCCGUAGGAGUAAAGAUUGCGAAAAUCCCAUCAAGCCAUUAGAUGUGUACAGAGGAUGGCCUUCUAUUGGACGUGUUAAUGGAGCAUGGUUAGCUGGGGUCAAGAAAUUCCUCCAGUUAAUGGCAAAUGAAGACGUUUUUUACUCGGACUACAAUGGUGGCUCCUGGAUGAAACCAAGUGAUAAAAUCUAUGUUGAUCCUGAGGAAAGUGCCUUGAUUUCAAAGGUGCUGAAAUUCAAAGGCUGCCCAGUUGCACAGCCUCCAAAGCACAUCUUAGAAUCUCUUGAUUGGGCAGGUGUGUGUUACAAGAAGGUAACGCCUGCAAUCGUAAGAAAUAUGAUUAGAGGGGAUUCACUGCAGUUCCUGUUACGUGACGAGAAGAUGCAGCUUCUUAAAUACGUGUCUAGUGAAGACAUUUCAGAUCUGUACGACUUGUCUCUUCUUCCGCUGCAAACUGGCGAAUUCAUUUCGUUUCGUCACGAUGCGAAGAAAGUAUACAUAGCGACAAGUGAGAAUCCAAGUUCUCUCAUUCCAAAUGGAGGAUCAAGAUUUGCUGCCAGUGAUCUGCCAUCAGGACUGAUGAAAUCCAGUGUGGAGAAAUGCACUCAACUGAAGUACCUCAGCGUUUAUGAUGUUGCUCCGUUGCUCAGAGAGACUCUUCCAAUCACUUGGAGAGAAGGAUCAGACACUACCUUACCUUGGACACCAGGGAAAAACCAACAACCGAAGGAAGAGUGGUUGAUGGAGUUAUGGAAGUGGAUGGCUAAAACAUUCAUAGAGUCAGACCUUGAACUCUUUAAAGGCAUCCCUCUCAUCCCAAUAUCAAACAAUCAACUGGCAAGACUGCAGGAGGGUACGCUGAUAUGCAGGGAACAGAGGGGAAGCUCCUAUGGUGAUUUGUCAAUACGCUUGUCAGAUAACAUCUGUUCGUUUCUAGAGUCUGUUGGGGCAGUUGUUUUAAAGCAAAAUAUUCCAACAUACAUAUCUCGCCAUCCUGAAGUAUGCAGAUUUGUCAGCUCCCCAACAGCUACAGGUGUAAUUACGGUUCUAAACAAACUCAGCCGUAAAAUAUACUUUUCGAGAUGCAUUGCAAGGUUGGCUUCGAGUACAAAAGAUGAACUACGUACUCUAUUCGCACAACUUCACCAAUUGACAACUCAACAGAGAAACUUCCUCAGAGAGCUCCCAAUUUUCCUAACCAGUAAUGGCCAAUACAUCUCAGUAAGCAUGUGUGGAACUGCUGUACCCAAGGACUAUUUUGGGUUACCUUUGAAAAAAUUGAGAUGUCAGUGUCUCCUUUUAAGCUCUGGUAAGUCAGACAGCCUACUUUCACGGCUUGGGGUUCACAUUGAGUCACCUUACGAACUUCUGCAAAACAACGUCCUUCCUGCAGUUCAAGAUAAAUUCUACAAUGACAGCAAUUCACUGAGAAUCAUGACGUGGGUCUUGGAACGUCCCGAGUUUGACAGCUUGGUGACAGAUCUGAAGUUCGUUCCGUCCUUGGAAUGUAAAGUGAAGCCGAAGGAGUUAUUUGAGCCCUCUCGAAACCUCGUAGCAAUGUUUAGAGGCAUGAGUGUAUUUCCGACUGGCCGGUAUUCCGAAGGCAGAUUGUUAAACAACUUGAAACGAGUCGGACUGAAGAAAGAGGCUUGCAUUACACUAGAUGAUAUUUUGGGGUGUGCAAUGGAUGUUUCUCAAACUCAAGCCAGAGGCAAGGUUGAUAUCAAAAGAGGAUCAGCCCUCUUAGAACAUAUCGAGCGAUACCCACAUGUCUUACAAGGGACGGUCACGAGAAAUGGAAUUUGUAAAGCACUUCACGAGUUUCUUGAAGACAUGUUUUGGGUUCCAUGUGAAGCUUUACCACCCGUGAACUAUCCUGCCUCUGCUGGAUGGAAGGGAAAUUCCUACAAACUUUGCACUCCAAGACAAGUGGGUCUCAUUGAGACUGCUUUGCUACAAGGCUCUGUGCUCCCUCUCGUCAAGUCAGAAGGCGCCGGGGAGGAACUGCUGAGUGUCUUUGGAUGGAGUAAGAAACUUGAUCCCAGCAAUUACCAGCACCUCCAACGAGUCAUACUUCAUCUUAAACAUGCUUCUACCACCUACCGGAUAGUUCGGGGAGAUGCAUUUGUUGUUUCUCCAAUGGUGUCUGAGAUAUACUCGUUCCUAAGUAAAUCAGAAAGUGCACAGUUAAGAUACCUCUUUGAUAACUACUUGAAAGCUCAACCAUGGGUCUGGCAUGGUUCUGGUUUCACUACACCUGACAAGAUAGCCUUAAGCCACGGAACACUUGGCGUUACUUUUACUCCAUAUCUCCGAGUUGUUCCUGAAGAUUUUUUGAAGUUCAGAAAGUUUUUCACCACUAUGGGGGUCAAAGAAACCUUUCAAGAGAGUGUCCUUAGUGAAGUGCUUGAAAUUGUCCAGCAGAAAUAUCAAGCCACAUCGGUCUCCAGUGAACAGGAAUACAAGACAGACUUAAAUCUGGUCUGUAACAUCUUGAGGCAUAUAGUAAGCCAGGACAAAAUUCACGUAGACAGAUCAAAGAUUUUAGUUCCAUGCAGAGAAUCAGGUAAACGUGGAAGACACCUACACAUGGUACACUCCUCCGAAUGUCUGUAUGUUGACGAGGAGCGACUUGCAAAGCACGUAUUUGCAGAAGGAUUUCAAGAUCUUGACAAGCCAAUAAUUCACGAACUAGUGCCCAACUGGAUUGCUCAUAAAUUGGAAUUACAACCACUGAGUCACGUGAUUGCUCCCGUUGAAGCAGUGGAGUAUGGAUAUGAGGUUUCCGGUCCACAUGAGACAACGGUUAAUGCCAUCAAGCGUAAUCUUGAGAUGUACAAGGAAGGACCAGGCAUCUUAAAUGAGUUGAUUCAGAAUGCUGAUGAUGCUGGAGCUACUGAGGUUAAAUUUCUACUUGAUUGGCGUCGAAAUGAGCGAACAGCUCACGACCUGUUAAGUGAAGGGAUGAAAACAUGUCACGGUCCAGCUUUAUGGGCUUACAACAAUGCCCGCUUCUCAAAAGAUGAUAUAACAAACAUCUGCAAUAUUGCUGCCCAGAGCAAAAAGCAUCAGCUUGAAAAAGUUGGGCGGUUUGGAUUGGGGUUCACAUCAGUAUAUCACUUGACCGACGUUCCAAGUGUUGUCAGCGGCCCUUACGUGCUUAUCUGUGAUCCAAGAACCACCCAUCUUGGUUCUCGAGUUCAGCCGAGUCAGCCCGGUAUAAAGCUUGAUCUGAGAAAAGAACUUCACAAACAGACACUUCGGACUUACCCAAACCAGUUCCAUCCAUACGAUGGCAUAUUUGGCUGUAACCUGUUGGACAGAGCAAACUUUGCCCACACACUUAUCAGGUUACCACUGCGGACAGAUGUGGAAAUUGAUGUCCAACUGCAGAAUCAGAUUUCUGAUUCUGUCUUUGAUUCAAAAAAGAGUUUGAAACCCCUGCUAGAUUCGUUGGAGAAAUCGGCUUCCACUCUGCUUCUCUUUACUCAAAACGUAGUUCAUGUUAGUGUGCAUGAACUUCAGUCUGAAAAUGUGAAUGAUAUGAAAACUUUGAUGUCCAUCACUGUUUCAGCGAUUCAUCAGUUGCCGAGGUCGAUUUCAAGUGCAGGAGACUUUGCAAAACAACGUGGGAUCCUGAAAGCCACAGCAGCAUAUAUGAAAGACCGCGACUUUAGCCUGCCAGUUCCAGAAACAACUAUGAUCGUUAAGGUGACUUUGGAAACUGGUGUGUGUGGAAAAGGCGCUAAAAAGAAGCCGAAGAAGACGACUUGUCAUUUCAUCGUCAGCUCCUGUAUGACAUCUGGAAAGUCUCAACAGCUCGCCCGCACCAAAAAUGGCAUUAAAGCUGGAGUUUUGCCGUGUGGUGGAGUUGCCGCAAAAUUGGUCUCAGGUAAGAAGGGACUGACUCCUGAAACCACUCACGGUAAGGCAUUUAGCUAUCUUCCUCUUGAUGUCUCAACAGGCCUCGGUUUUCAUGUCAAUGGCAAUUUCUUACUUCAACCUAACCGACGACAGCUGUGGAGUAAACCUUCCUCUGACACUGGGGAGUUUGAGAGUCGCUGGAAUAUUGGUUUUAUGGAGUCAGUUCUGUUAGAGGCUUUCUUUAAUCUGUUGAAAGAUCUUCAAGCUCUGCAGAAACAAAGCAUUGUUGAUGCACGGAACUUCCAGUGUUUGUGGCCCAGACGGAGUGAAUCUGAGAGUGAUUUUUAUCCGCUGGCUGAUGCCUUCUACAAGUCUUUAGGAGGGAGUAGUGAUGUUGCACCAGCAGUAGUCUUCAAUCAAUCAAAGUGGAUGUCAUGUCAUCAAUGCAUCUUCACUGAGUGGAGUCUACAUGACCCAGAUGACUUAAAAAGUAGCAUAAAAGCAUUGCUUAACAAGCACGAAUACCCAAAGCGAUGUGUGGAACUGGAAACUGAUGUCGUAAUGAGCAUCAAACUAGCAGGAGCAAGCAGAUGUUUCGAUGGAAACACCUUCAGCAUUGAGCGAUUUCUUUCUGAGGUAUUCUUUCCAAUGUUGAAGAAGCACUCGGAUGGCAUCGAGUCUGACCACAGAGAUAGAAUUGUUGCUCACGUGUUGGACCAGCGUCUCGGCGAAAGAAAAGUAAGAGAUUAUGAUAAACUCCUCAGGACAACAGAUUGCAUUCCUACUUCCCCGAAUGGUGAGUUCUUAGCAAGUCCUAAGGAGUUGGUUAAUCCAACCACACAGGUUGGAUCACUUUACGACGAAAGUGAAUUUCGGUUUCCACAUGGGAAGGUCUACCGUCAACAAGAACGUCUUCUGUCAUUGUCUCAGCUAGGAAUGGCUUCACAUGAUCUAUCCUGGGAAGAUAUUUGUGAAAGGGCAGAAACUUUGACAAAGAGAGCGAAUGUUGACCACAGGUGUAAAACUCUCCUUAAGCUAAUAGAUGAAAAACUAAGAAGGUGUGAGGAGCCAACGGCCGAUCAGAAAAGAAGAAUCCGUGAAGCUGCUUUCCUUCCUGUCAUGAAGAAGCCUCUAAGAUAUCCAAUUGGCUGGUUUCAGUGUGGAGAUGAGCAUGCAUCAGCAGAAAGGCUCUUUGCGGCAGAACACAAGUACCUACUAGGCUCUGUUCAACGGCUUUUGGAGAGAAUAGACUGGGGCCAGAGGCUAUGAGCCAG
Molecule: messenger RNA, 6999 nt
Organism: Acanthaster planci (crown-of-thorns starfish)
Lineage: Eukaryota; Metazoa; Echinodermata; Asteroidea; Valvatida; Acanthasteridae
Product: sacsin-like
Molecular function (GO): Hsp70 protein binding
Source: RefSeq, a predicted model, not a curated record